AGCGGGUGCAGGAGCGGGAGCACGUGCAGGAGCAGGAGGGUGGGCUGCAGUCGGGGUUGGGAGGGCCGCGGCAGUGCCCCUGCAGGGAGCCCCCGCUCCAGGAGCCCCGCCCCCGCCCCCUGCCCGACCACCCCGCUGCUGCCCAGGCGGGUGAAGGAUGGCCGGCUGCUGCUGCAGGUGCCGGUCUGGCGGCAGUGGUGGCGAACCAGGAGGAGCUGCCGCAGUACGGGCUGCUGCAUGGUUGCAUGGCGCAGCAGCGGCAGCGGUCGCCGCCGGUGCCUGCAAGGGCGUCUCAGCUGCAGCAGCAGGGACAGCAGCAGGGACAGCCGCAGGGCCAGCAGCAGGGGCAGCCGCAGGGGCAGGGGGAUCCUCCGUCAGCGGGUCGGCAGCAGCUGAGUCCCGGCGGCUGCUCCUCCCGGGCCCAGCUGGCGGCGGAGCUGGCCGAGGCGGGGCGGGAGAUGCUGGCGGCGGCGGCAGCGGCAGGAGCGCAUCAGGGCUCCGUGGCAGCAGCAGCAACGGCAGUGGGGGGAGGAGGGCCCGGCAACAACAGCAUCGGGGGGCAGCGGCGGCAGCGCUGGGGUGAACCGCGCGGUGGCGGGGGUUGCGCUGCGGGGGAUGGCGGCACGGGUGUGAGCAUGGGAGUCGGCGGCAUCCCCAUGCCCCCCAUCAUGCCCCCAGCAGCCACCGGCCACGAGCCGCAGCCAACAGUGUCGUACAGCACCCCACAGCCGCAUCCCAGCGCCCCAGCUGCAGCUGCCAGUGGUGCCACCGCCGCCGCCGCUGCCAGGCCCCCGGGAUCUUCUACCCCCCUCACCCCCACGCCGCAGCGCCCAGCUCCCCCCUGGCUGCGAGUGGGAGUGAAUGCGGCAGCGGGUGCGGCCCCCAGGCGCCCCUCCGCGGGGGGUGCUGCCCGGGUGCCUCCGGGUGGCCGGGAGCAGGCGGGCGGGGGACAGGGGGGUAGCAGCGGUCGCAAGCGGCCGGCAUCACCGCGCGAGCUACCGCGGGUGGAGGCCCUGGCACCGGCCCAGGAACAGCACCAGCAACAGCUCCACUGCCAGCAGCAGCAAGCGCAGAAGCCCUGGCCUCAGGUGCGGUCGCCCCCGCCCCUGCCGCCUUCCUCGCUGCAGCAGCAGCACCCCCACCAACCCCCGCAGCACAUGCCCUUCUGCAUGGGCAUGCCGCCGCCGUCCAUGCCGCCGCUGUCGCCCGGUCCUGUGCAUGGCCCCAUGCCGGGCAUGCAGCCUGCGUUUGGCCCCAUGCCGGAUAUGAUGCCCCAUUUUGGCCCCAUGCCUAGCCCCAUGCCGGGUAUGGUGCCGCCUGGAAUGACUCCCCUGGUUCCUCCCAUGCUGCCGCACAUGGCAGGCCCGGUGCCGCCCCCUGGUGCGGCCGGGUGGCCCUUCCCUAUGUGGGGCGGGCCGGGGGGGUGCUGACCGGGAUGGUGUGUGGUGGCGGCGGUGGCGGGGGUGCGGCUCUAGCGCCUGCCGGUAACACGCCCGCAAGAGGGCUUCAACGUUUGGAAGUUUGCAAAUACGUGCAGGCAUUACGGUAUGCUUGCGCAUGUCACAUUGAACCUGUCGUCGAUGCAUUCGACAAAUGUUGUGUAUGUUGUUUCUGUAACUCCUGAUACUGUGGAUGUCGUACACAGGUGCCCCACGAGUGGAUCUUUCAUUUUAUGGAAACACCGGCGCAUAUUUGCUUUGCACGUUCUCACCCGGCCGCGCGGUGGGCUGCAAAGGCGUGCGCCAGCAGCGUGUUACCUGGCCGGAUGGGUCGAUGUCCUCGCAAGCAUGCCCUGCGUGUAGGAAGGGCAGGCAUGGAGGGAGGGCAGGAGGGAGGGCUUUCAUGCCCUCGCAUGCAGGACAUGUCAACUCCAAUUUUGGCAGGAUGUUGCACGUACAAGUAGGAGUUGCAUGGUGCUGUAUAGUAGGACGCUCCCAUAUGCGUGGAGCCUGCCUGCUUGCCUUUCACUACUACCCUGCUUGGCGCAACGUGUGUACCGCAGUACCGGUGGUAUGUGUUUUGGUGCCAGUCGCACAGCGGGGUUGAAGGCCACGUCAUCGUCAUAUUGAAGCUGGUUCUUAGCCGCCAAGGGUAUUGAAGUGUCGAGCAUUGUUACAUGACGAACUGUCAAGCUCUUGGUACUUUUUCCGAUAGAUGCAGGUGUUACGCUAGACCUUACAAGACCAGGCAGCAAGUUGUCAGUGAAUGCCGCAUACAUACCCUUGUAAACCCUUUGUAACACCUGAUGGGUAGCAUGUCGGAUUGCAUGGUGGCGAGUUUGGCUUUGGCCUGAUCCACGUCCUCGCCUGUAGUGAAUUGUAUUGCUGCGGUGUUGGUAAUC
Astrephomene gubernaculifera is the source of this 2341-nucleotide messenger RNA. The record is from the annotation of a GenBank genome assembly. NCBI's taxonomy places the organism in Eukaryota, Viridiplantae, Chlorophyta, Chlorophyceae, Chlamydomonadales, Astrephomenaceae.